AUGUCGCUUUUGCGAUCUGUUUCAGACUAUUAUUCAUCUCGAGACCAACGAGUCAUGCAGGUCGUGGAAACACCGCCAAGCACAAGCUCACAAGAAGAACAACCACUGGUUCCUAGUAGAAACAAUGACGGCUGGCAUUCUAUAGACGUGUUUUAUGGCAACGUUUCCCAUUUGGACGCGCGAUCUCCUCCCCCCGCAUUUCACGGAAGAACCCCGGCUGCCAUUCAAGAAUGGUACGGUCAGGCUCAACAAGAUCGAAUCGUCUACGAAUUGCUCAACAAGAAGAAGCGGGGCUACUUUUUGGAUCUGGCGGCGAACGACGCCAGAACAUACAGCAACACGUUUGCACUGGAGCGACAUCACAAUUGGACGGGACUUUGCUUUGAACCGAAUCCGCAAUAUUGGCACGAUUUGUCCUAUCGCAGCUGUCAAGUAGUUGCUGCCGUGGUGGGUCGUCAUCGCAUGGAAGAAGUCAAGUUCCGAUUCCAAACGGGAGUACUGGGUGGCAUUGUGGAUGACCGCUUCGACGUCAAAACCACAAAUGACGAGAAGCUUUAUCCAAAUGAACCGCCGACCCUCAAGUACACGGUUCCCCUGCUGGAGAUUCUGCAGCGCUACAAAGCUCCAAGAAUUAUUGACUACCUGAGCUUGGACGUGGAAGGAGCCGAGGAAUACAUUAUGGAGAUAUUCCCAUUGGAGGACUAUCAAGUCCAUGUCAUGACAAUUGAACGACCCAGCGAAAGAUUGCAAACCUUUUUGAAGCAGCAUGGAUUCGGCAUGGUUCAAAAAAUCACACGAUGGGGUGAGACUUUGUGGGCGCACGAAUCCUUCCUGCGAGCGCAACGGCAACAAGAACAGAAGCGACAGUAA
Molecule: messenger RNA, 870 nt
Organism: Seminavis robusta
Lineage: Eukaryota; Bacillariophyta; Bacillariophyceae; Naviculales; Naviculaceae
Source: the annotation of a GenBank genome assembly